AUUAGGGCAUUUGAGCUUUGCUUGUACCACUGACAUACCAUUACAUACAUCUGCGAACUGCGAACCUCAGAAGAAAGCGACUCCAUCAUCUCCUCCGUCCCAACCAGCCUGUUAUCGUUCUCCGAUCUCCUCCGCCGACUCGAUUCUCCGGCGAAGUAUCGACUUGUUACCAGUCCUUCCUUAAGGAAGUACUGAAAUAUACAGAAGAAAUUUUUCAGGAUAGUUUGGUAUCGUAAUACAAUCUUUUUUUAGCCGUAAUGGAUGUCCGAUCCAAUGUUCGGCUUAUUUCCUACUCACAAGAGAUUGUAGAUGGAAAGCCAAUCCUUGUGUCUUCGAAUUCUCUUCCUAUCAAGCCUUUGAGAUUUGAACCAGCUGGGCAUUCCUUCCAUCGUGCUGCACUUAGACUUGUUGGUCACGUGGAGGAAGUCAUCGAUGAUGGAGAUCAGAAAGUGGCUGAUGACAAGGAACAAAGUUACGUGCCAUCUUCUGAUUCAUACAGCAGUAAAAGUAAAAAGAAAUCAGGUGCUGAGGGCAAGCAGCAAGAUCAUUAUGCAUUGUUGGGUUUGGCCCAUUUAAGAUAUCUUGCUACUGAGGAACAGAUAAGAAAAAGCUAUCGUGAGGUUGCCUUGAAGUAUCAUCCUGACAAGCAGGCUGCUCUUCUCCUUGCUGAGGAAACUGAAGCUGCCAAACAGGCAAAGAAGGAUGAGAUAGAGAGCCAUUUCAAGGCCAUACAAGAAGCAUAUGAAGCGUUAAUCGAUCCCGUGAAAAGAAGAAUUUAUGAUUCCACUGAUGAGUUUGAUGAUGAGAUUCCAACCGACUGUGCCCCACAAGACUUUUUCAAGGUGUUUGGUCCAGCUUUUAUGAGGAAUGGAAGGUGGUCGGUUGCCCAACCAGUCCCAUCUUUAGGAGAUGAUAGUACCUCAAUUGCCGAAGUAGAUAGCUUUUAUAACUUUUGGUACACUUUUAAAAGCUGGAGAGAGUUCCCACAUGCUGAUGAGUUUGAUCUUGAGCAAGCUGAAUCUCGUGACCAUAAGAGGUGGAUGGAGAGGCAGAAUGCAAAACUUUCAGAAAAGGCUAGGAAGGAAGAAUAUGCAAGGAUCCGUUCUCUUGUUGACAACACCUAUAAAAGAGACCCCAGGAUUUUGAGAAGAAAGGAAGAGGAGAAAGCUGAGAAGCAGAAGAAAAGGGAGGCCAAGUAUCUUGCAAAGAAAUUGCAAGAGGAAGAAGCAGCCAGGGCUGCUGAAGAGGAGAGGCGCCGAAAAGAGGAGGAAGAAAAAAGAGCUGCAGAAGCAGCCUUACAGCAGAAGAAGGUGAAAGAGAAGGAGAAGAAACUCUUGCGCAAAGAGCGGACUCGCCUCCGAACACUUUCGAACCCCGCUGUAUCGCAUAAGUUGCUGAAUAUUUCCGCAGAUGACGUGGAAAGUCUUUGCAUGGAACUUAACACCGAGCAGCUGAGGAAUAUAUGCGACAAGAUGGAGGGCAAAGGAGGGAUGGAGAUAGCAGAAGUUCUCAGAGAUGCACGUGGAUAUAGUGGUAAUUCAGAGACUAAGAAAGAAGACGAGAAGAAAACUCCAUUGCAGAAUGGUUCUGUAGAGACUAAUGGAAGUGUCUCAUUUAGCAGCUUUGAGAAGAAAGAAAAACCUUGGGGCAGAGAAGAAAUUGAGCUUUUGAGAAAAGGAAUGCAGAAAUACCCCAAAGGAACAUCUCGGAGGUGGGAAGUUAUAUCUGAAUACAUUGGUACUGGGAGAUCUGUGGAAGAAAUUCUGAAGGCAACCAAAACAGUGCUCCUACAAAAGCCUGAUUCCAACAAAGCUUUUGAUUCAUUUCUUGAAAAGAGGAAGCCUGCCCCGACUAUUGCAUCUCCACUUACAACUAGGGAGGAACUCGAAGGGGUAUCGACCCCUCAGAUGCCUGAAAACGGUGCUUCACAGACAGAUACUUCACAAGAUUCAUCAAACAGGAACACGAACACAAACAAGCAGAAUCCUAGUGAUUCGAAUGCUGCAAAUGGGGUUUCAUCUAGUUCAGAUCAUGACGUGUGGUCCGUUGUACAAGAAAGAGCCCUGGUUCAGGCUCUUAAAACUUUUCCAAAGGAGACAAAUCAGCGGUGGGAGCGAGUCGCUACAGCAGUUCCUGGGAAGACGGUGAAUCAAUGCAAGAAAAAAUUUGCAUCGAUGAAGGAGAACUUCAGAAGCAAGAAAAGUGCUGUCUAGUUUUGUUGGGGUUGCCUGCCUGCCUCUGAUGAUGCAAGAAAUUAGACAGAUGUUGCUCCGAGGAUUUUGGUAUUAUCCGUCUCUUUUAUAUAUCUCAUUCUUUGAAGCUUGGGUUCUUCAUUCAAGCCAUAUAUUAUCUAAAGUUCAAAGAGUAGUAGUUACUCCGGUUUCUGCCAUCUCGAUUUUUGACAUAAUUCCGUACCGGUUUUUACAGCUAAUUUGGAAGAGUGAACAUCUACAUGGUAUUGUUUCCAAAUAUGCUUCAUAUUGUAUCGGGUUAUUUGCAUUGUACUGAGGAAUAUGAUGGUCUCAGUCAGUCCAUUAUGAAAUGAGAGAGACGUUAUUGAUAUUCA
Messenger RNA from Morus notabilis, 2566 nucleotides. Its product is annotated as dnaJ homolog subfamily C member 2. The record is from RefSeq and is a predicted model, not a curated record. Gene Ontology annotation, molecular function: Hsp70 protein binding; ribosome binding. Gene Ontology annotation, biological process: 'de novo' cotranslational protein folding; regulation of translational fidelity. Gene Ontology annotation, cellular component: cytosol. Bases 258 to 2213 code for a protein of 651 amino acids. The transcript is spliced from 2 exons. NCBI's taxonomy places the organism in Eukaryota, Viridiplantae, Streptophyta, Magnoliopsida, Rosales, Moraceae.